AUGUAUGCUGGCCCGUCUGGCUUUGGCCACCUCCAUAACCACUUCCAAUUUCAAUCGCCCGCCGACAUUGAUGGAAACAGCCUCAAGAAGAAGCUGGACACAACUCGACCGUUCGGAAGAUCACCACCCCAAUUACUACCCAGCGCAUGGAUGAGCGAGCUUAUCUCUUGUGGUAUUCCAGGCUCUUCUACAGGGUUGACCGAGACACCAGUUCAUUCUUCUAUUUCUCACCCAAGCGCCCCUUUCCCCCAUCGAGAUAGAUCACCAAAUGGCAUCUUUGAUGUCGACUACUCACUCCCAACACGAUUAAAAAGGAAUAAUAGUGAUGAUGCUUAUAUGCCUGGCGGUCAAAAGAGAAGGGCAGCCAGUCCAAAUGACGGUCACCCUACCAUGCCAUCAGACAUGUCUCAUCGACGUGAGAUGAACUCCCGCGGAUCCCCUCAAGGUCGCUUCACAAGCCUCCCUCGAGGUUCCACUAUGCCUUUCGUACCAACAUCACGGAACAACUCACAUUUCUCGACAAUGUCCAUGCCGAUGCACCCAGCUAGCAUCACUACUGCCACCUAUUUCGGCCGACGCUCACCAGUGGGGUCAUCCCUAGGCGGCAUCUCAUCAACCUCUCUCAACCCCAGCCCUCGAACCUCUAUUUCUAGACGGGGAUCAAUCCACUCCAGUACUGCCUCGGGUGCAAGCACAUUUGGAAUCACGGAAGUGCAGCAACCCGGGGCCCAAGAGGUUCGAGUCGCUCGAGAACUCAAUGCUCACGAGGCUGAAAAGCAAUACAAGUGUUCAUUCUGCGGCAACCGCUUCAAGAAUAAGAACGAGGCAGAGCGCCAUCAAAACUCCAUUCAUGUGCGCCGUCAUUCGUGGUCAUGCUCAGCUCUCUCCGGAUACUAUAGGGCCUUUCACGAUUCUACUAACAGACCUGGCGAAGCUGACACCUGUGGCUAUUGCGGCGAUGAAUUUAUACGCUCUGGUCGCGGCCCUGGUACGGGUGUCUUUAACGGUGGUAAUGCGCCUUGGCACGCCACGGACCGGGACUGGGAUGGCCGCAUCAGGCAUCUGCGGGAGGUUCACAAUUUCGGAGACUGCAAGUCGUCCAAAAAGUUCUUCAGAGCGGAUCACUUCAGACAGCAUCUCAUGCACAGCCACGCGAGCACAAGUGGAGAGUGGACCAACAUGUUGGGGAAGGCCUGCAUGCUUGAGGAAGACCCAACACCUCGGUAA
Fusarium poae is the source of this 1227-nucleotide messenger RNA. RefSeq lists its product as uncharacterized. Lineage: Eukaryota; Fungi; Ascomycota; Sordariomycetes; Hypocreales; Nectriaceae. The record is from RefSeq and is a predicted model, not a curated record. Bases 1 to 1227 code for a protein of 408 amino acids. The transcript has 3 exons.